Molecule: messenger RNA, 753 nt
Organism: Elephantulus edwardii (Cape elephant shrew)
Lineage: Eukaryota; Metazoa; Chordata; Mammalia; Macroscelidea; Macroscelididae
Gene: ODF1
Product: outer dense fiber of sperm tails 1
Exons: 2
Coding region: 1-753 (250 amino acids)
Cellular component (GO): outer dense fiber
Source: RefSeq, a predicted model, not a curated record
AUGGCUGCACUGGGUUGUCUUCUGGAGAGCGUUAGAAGGGACAUAAAGAAGGUGGACAGAGAACUGAAGCAACUGCGAUGCAUCGACGAACUGAACUCACGGUGCCUGUGUGACCUGUACAUGCACCCGUACUGCUGUUGUGAAAUUCACCCCUACCCCUACUGCCUCUGCUACUCAAAGAGACCGCGAUCGUGCAGCCUGUGUGACAUCUACCCGUAUUGCCUGUGUGACUACAAGGUUUACUGUCUUCGACCAUCUCUCAGAAGUUUGGAGAAGAAAGCCAUUAAAGCCAUAGAGGAUGAAAAGAGAGAGCUUGCCAAAUUGCGAAGGACCACGAAUCGAAUCCUGGCCUCCUCAUGCUGCAGCAGCAACAUUCUCGGGUCGGUGAACGUGUGUGGCUUCGAGCCCGAUCAGGUGAAAGUGCGCGUGAAGGACGGAAAGGUGAGCGUGACGGCGGAACGCGAGAACAGGUACGACUGUCUCGGGUCGAAAAAGUACAGCUACAUGAACAUCUGCAAAGAGUUCAGCCUGCCUCCCUGUGUGGAUGAGAAGGACGUCACCUACUCCUACGGGCUCGACAACUGCGUCAAGAUCGAGUCUCCCCCCUCCCCAGGCGCCUCUCCCUGCAACCCCUGUAACACCUGUAACACCUGCAGCCCCUGCGGCCCCAGCAGCCCCUGCAGCCCCAGCAGCCCCUGCAGCCCCUGCUACCCGUGUGGGAGCCGAUACUCCUGUAGGAAGACGGCUGUGUAA